Porites lobata is the source of this 10892-nucleotide messenger RNA. The record is from the annotation of a GenBank genome assembly. Lineage: Eukaryota; Metazoa; Cnidaria; Anthozoa; Scleractinia; Poritidae.
AUGUUGAAAUGGUACCAACCCAUAAAAAGAAGGCCAAGAGGUUUUACUGCGUACAUAAAGAGUGUAUUCUUCGAAGGCACCCUUAGUUCUGGAGAGGUUUGGUAACUGUCUCUACUAAUGUCCAGGGGCGCUUGAAAGAGAGCCACAAGGAUCUAUAUGCAAUGCUAAAGUUUAGAUAACAAGAGGAUAAUGCACAAAGCAAACUCAACUAAAGGAGGAGUAAGAUUUCAACUGGUCUUAUUGCUACUCAUAUGAUGCCACCUAUGAACGAUAGAAAAACCAAUUGUGAGCGUCCAUCUGGCACAGCUCGAUGUUAUUGUGCAUCAUUUUUCGGUUACUGCGCCUCUGAAGUGUCAUUCCUAGCAAAAUUGCCAGGGGGCAUAGCCAGCCCAUACUGAGAUCUGUAGGCCCAAGCCUAAAACUUUUUGGUUUGAUCACUCUACCGCUUGUAAUAAAUUAUGCAUUGCUGGAGUGAGCUUAAAAGGUUAAGUCUAUUGGUGAGGUCAGUGUGUAUUAGCAGUGCGUGCAAUUUUCAGGAUAUCUAUGUUAAAUGAAAGUCAGCCAGGCCUACAACUGGUCGAAAAGCUGGCUACACCCUUGACUGCUUGCUGAUCGUGGUAGUGAGCUUUCUUUGUAUGUCUGAUCCACAAUAUUUGUCCUGUAUCCUUUCGUUUCUCUAUUAAGGUUUUGCUCAAAUAAAUUUUCAAGAAUGCAAACGGCUGUCUCCUAUAGGUUUUGCCGCACGGAUUAAAGAGGGCCCAAAAUCCAACUUGCAAUGACAUUGAACCUAUUAAUGAUUCGGAGAUGGACGCUCUACAGCUUCAUAGGCUCCUCGUUAGGCCCUGUUCCUUAUUCCCAGUAAAUUUUCACAACAACAACAGCAACAAAAGUACGUUUCAUAUUAGCUUGCGAUAUUUGGUGGUGAGGUGAGGCACGAAUAUUUGUAUUCCCUACUAGGUUAUUUAGUUUCUUUUCAUGAUUUAUUUCAGUACCGUGCAGUACACGAAAAAAUUACUCGCAUAAUAAGAUGAUUAUCGAAAUAGUGAAUGCUGCUGAUAGAAUCAAGGGAAUAAUCUAUCCACAAAAAGUAACUGGUUUGAUAAAAAUAACAUCCUACUAUACGUAUAUUACUUUUUUUUUUUUUACUUCAGACAACAUUGAUUCGGGGUGACGGGAUUUACGGCGUUUAAAAAGAAUGAAAUAAUAAAUGAAUUAAAUGUUUGUAAAAAGCACCCGUUUUAAACAAGUGUGUCAACUACUUUUGUCCCUCAUGUAGCUUCGCAAAAUAGUAAUAAUUUCUUGCAAAAUUACAACAUUUUGAAAUGACUUUUAAAUACGACUCAUUAAUAACGGUUUUGGACUGAUUAGUGUUCAACUCGGUCUGUAAUGAUACGAGUGAUUACUGAAAUGGACGACACAAAGUCCUGGUAUCAAUUAAUCAUAACCAUUGCAAUUUCCGAGGAAAUAAAUACAUCCUUUUUGGUGGAAGAGCUUUUAAUAACAAUCAUCCAAAAUAAGGGAAACUUUCCCCAAUUUCUCUCUCAGAGACAGUCUAAUGUUACAAAUUCGUCCAAUUUGGAGAAUCCCCAGUUUACUAGGUUAAGCGGUUGUUGCUAUGCUUAUUGAGAUAACUUCUGUGAUUGGUGGAUUUUUGCCAAGUGCAGUUAAUAAUGAGUUUUAGAAAUAAAAAGAGAAGCCUCCAGAGUCGUCAGGAAUUGAUCAGUAGUUUUAUGUUUACACUUAUUUCCAUGGCAAGAAAACAAAUUUAAAGGACGACAAAAGAGAGAAAGAGAAGUGAAAAAUGCAGAAGCAGAGCAAACUCCCCAAAACAGAACAGGAAUAUUCACACAACACCAGCUCUUUGGCCUUGAACUAGAAUUUGAACUAAAAGAAAUUGUGUCAAGUAAUGAAAUUUCCGAUAUUUCUCAAAGACUGCAACUUAGUGAACCCCAAGUUAGACCUUCGUUUUAACACAGACGAGCAAAAUGGAGGAGAAAAGGAAUGCUACGCAGACCUGAUGCUCACUGCAAAAGGAAACUUUACGCUUAAAAGCUUGUUAACUGGAUUUAUAGCCAUUGACAUUUUUAUGGUUGGUGGCUUCUAGAGAAGCCGUUUUUUUUUCUAAAUAGCCUUAGCAUUCAAAGCUAAAGACUGUCAAUUAUCUGAGCUAUUUUAGCUGAAAAGCUGUCCUUUUGUUCCUGUUGUUCUUCUUUGGAAAACAAACGUUUCAUCACUGAUUGGCAGUUUUCUUUACUGUCCAAAUUUGUGCUGUGAAUCUUCUUCAUAUGCCUGUCAAGCCAUGAAAUGAAUAUGUUGAUUGACAUGCUUCACCAAAGAGCAGUUUACUAGGUUUUGAAGAGGAUGCUUUAAAUUGUUCUUCUUGGUCUUUCUUGGAUGACAUCGUUUCAAAUGUUUGUCCAACCCUUUGAAAUACAAGCCAGCUUGUUAACAACCAGAAAAUCAGCAGUAAACAUCUGAAGCCAUGAUUUCUAAUAACGCUUACUCAGUAGCUACGCAAUCGAACUUUGUCUGCCAUUGGCUUGGCAAUACAAAUGUACAAUGUACACCUGGGAUUUGAGGCCAGAUGUAUUUGCAUAAUCAUAGUAAGCACGUGGCACCUCGUGCUUGACUUCAUUUGCCUAUCAAAAACGCAAAACAAAUAAUGCCUUCUCUGCAGAGCGCACUAUGCGAUUCGUGCCAGGGUUCAGUGCUAUUUAGAGUUCAACCCUCAUUUAAAAUGGAAUUACUGUUUUUCGAUUUUCUUUUAAAUAUUUUCAAUUGCUCGAAUGGUUCCCUGCCUGGUGGCUACACAGAAUUUCUUCUCAUUUCUCGUUUUUCCUACUUUUUCCAUUCAAAGGAGAAAAGGUUUAACACUUAAACUUGGUCUUAAUGUAACUGUAAUGAAGUUGAAACGAAUACAAUAAGCUUCUCUCCAAUUUUUUUUUUUUAGGGACAAAAUCUUAGAAAAAUUGUGUCUUGGGACAGGAAGACAUGAAGCUGAACUGUAAUUUGGUAUGUAUAUUAUUUCGUCCCGAGAAGACCAUUUCAAGGUUUUUUUUUUUUUCCUUUGAGGGAAAGGAAGAACAACAGGAAAACAUGGCCAAUCUUUGCUUUAAAGCGCUAACAAGUGUAUGCUGCAGUUAAAUGGUCAUCAUUUGUAAUAGUCGAUCAUGCACACGCAUUAUACCUGUUUUAAGACAGAUGUAGACUUUACAACAAGUUGACUUUUUUUUUGAGCAACAUAGUUGUGAAAAGAGUGCCCAACGAAAAUGGACUUUCAGAAAGUCUAAGGCAGAUGUGUAGGAAUUUUAGUACCUUCUGGAGGCCUCGGUUGUCGGCUUUGGGUUUACCUCUAGCAAAAUUUGGUUUCGUGUCUGGUUUGAAUUUGCAACAGAACCUGGAAACAAAAACUUUUUAACCUAUUAAUUCAUUGAUCUAGACCAUUUUUAUAAGCGUCAAAGAACACAAUACAAUACCUGCACCAAAAUGGUGUCGCUCACCGAGAUCUUAAGCCAGCAAAUAUCCUGAUCAGCAAUUAACAUUAUUGUGAUUUGGCAAUCGAUGAUAUAGAGCAAGCCUGGGAAUGCCACCCUUUAGUUCGUAAAGUUGCUGAUUUUGGCGAAGGCUGCUUUGGUGAAAUACAGACUAAUUCCAGUCUACAGUCCAAAACGAAUCGCGUAAACCAAGGUACACCCAUGUAUAUGGCCCCCGAGAUGCUAGUUGAAGAGAUGCGAUUGCCAGUUGCAUCAGCAGUCUUUUGGCAUGAUCUUCUCUGUCCUUAUUAAUCGUAGCAUCUGGUACCCAUACUAUGGGAAAAUUCAAGAAGCCCUAGAGGAGGGGAAAGCGCCUAUUUGGACGUUUGAGAAUCUCUUUAAGAACAGGAAAGUUUGAGUUUGAUAGCAGCUACACGGUGGAGACCAAGAAUGAAAAGAUAUAAUGUGACAAGAGCUGCAAAUCCUUUCGCGAUGGUGGUGGUUUCUGCCCUCAUGUUCUUGUUGUUGCAGAGAAAAUUGAAAAGCUGCGAAGCUUCAUGGAUUCCUACAAGAAAUCUAGUAACAAACUGGGCAACAUCAGCGCAAACCUCCCUAAACAGCUUGGGGGGAAAGCCAAAUCAAGAAAAGAAACCAAGAAGAGGAAAAAACAAUGUGAGCCAGGAACCAGUCCUGUUAGAGGAAGACUAUUCCGACAUGAUGGCACCAAAACCCAUGAGGUAAACCGAAUAUUACCAAAAUGACGAGCCCUUCUAUGUAGUAUUCAUUCAUCACUAUGCAACGCGCAACAACAUGCAUUGGUUGCACAAAUGAGUUCCCCAAGCGAGUACAGAUAGCACCCUACAACAUUGCCAUACUUCGCAAAGAGCGUUACUGGUACCUAAAAAAAAAAGAUGAUCAAGGGAAUGUUGAAAUGGUACCAACCCAUAAAAAAGAAGGCCAAGAGGUUUUACUGCGUACAUAAAGAGUGUAUUCUUCUUCGAGGCACCCUUAGUUCUGGAGAGGUUUGGUAACUGUCUCUACUAAUGUCCAGGGGCGCUUGAAAGAGAGCCACAAGGAUCUAUAUGCAAUGCUAAAGUUUAGAUAACAAGAGGAUAAUGCACAAAGCAAACUCAACUAAAGGAGGAGUAAGAUUUCAACUGGUCUUAUUGCUACUCAUAUGAUGCCACCUAUGAACGAUAGAAAAACCAAUUGUGAGCGUCCAUCUGGCACAGCUCGAUGUUAUUGUGCAUCAUUUUUCGGUUACUGCGCCUCUGAAGUGUCAUUCCUAGCAAAAUUGCCAGGGGGCAUAGCCAGCCCAUACUGAGAUCUGUAGGCCCAAGCCUAAAACUUUUUGGUUUGAUCACUCUACCGCUUGUAAUAAAUUAUGCAUUGCUGGAGUGAGCUUAAAAGGUUAAGUCUAUUGGUGAGGUCAGUGUGUAUUAGCAGUGCGUGCAAUUUUCAGGAUAUCUAUGUUAAAUGAAAGUCAGCCAGGCCUACAACUGGUCGAAAAGCUGGCUACACCCUUGACUGCUUGCUGAUCGUGGUAGUGAGCUUUCUUUGUAUGUCUGAUCCACAAUAUUUGUCCUGUAUCCUUUCGUUUCUCUAUUAAGGUUUUGCUCAAAUAAAUUUUCAAGAAUGCAAACGGCUGUCUCCUAUAGGUUUUGCCGCACGGAUUAAAGAGGGCCCAAAAUCCAACUUGCAAUGACAUUGAACCUAUUAAUGAUUCGGAGAUGGACGCUCUACAGCUUCAUAGGCUCCUCGUUAGGCCCUGUUCCUUAUUCCCAGUAAAUUUUCACAACAACAACAGCAACAAAAGUACGUUUCAUAUUAGCUUGCGAUAUUUGGUGGUGAGGUGAGGCACGAAUAUUUGUAUUCCCUACUAGGUUAUUUAGUUUCUUUUCAUGAUUUAUUUCAGUACCGUGCAGUACACGAAAAAUUACUCGCAUAAUAAGAUGAUUAUCGAAAUAGUGAAUGCUGCUGAUAGAAUCAAGGGAAUAAUCUAUCCACAAAAAAGUAACUGGUUUGAUAAAAAUAACAUCCUACUAUACGUAUACUUACUUUUUUUUUUUUACUUCAGACAACAUUGAUUCGGGGUGACGGGAUUUCUGGCGUUUAAAAAGAAUGAAAUAAUAAAUGAAUUAAAUGUUUGUAAAAAGCACCCGUUUUAAACAAGUGUGUCAACUACUUUUGUCCCUCAUGUAGCUUCGCAAAAAUAGUAAUAAUUUCUUGCAAAAUUACAACAUUUUGAAAUGACUUUUAAAUACGACUCAUUAAUAACGGUUUUGGACUGAUUAGUGUUCAACUCGGUCUGUAAUGAUACGAGUGAUUACUGAAAUGGACGACACAAAGUCCUGGUAUCAAUUAAUCAUAACCAUUGCAAUUUCCGAGGAAAUAAAUACAUCCUUUUUUGGUGGAAGAGCUUUUAAUAACAAUCAUCCAAAAUAAGGGAAACUUUCCCCAAUUUCUCUCUCAGAGACAGUCUAAUGUUACAAAUUCGUCCAAUUUGGAGAAUCCCCAGUUUACUAGGUUAAGCGGUUGUUGCUAUGCUUAUUGAGAUAACUUCUGUGAUUGGUGGAUUUUGCCAAGUGCAGUUAAUAAUGAGUUUUAGAAAUAAAAAGAGAAGCCUCCAGAGUCGUCAGGAAUUGAUCAGUAGUUUUAUGUUUACACUUAUUUCCAUGGCAAGAAAACAAAUUUAAAGGACGACAAAAGAGAGAAAGAGAAGUGAAAAAUGCAGAAGCAGAGCAAACUCCCCAAAACAGAACAGGAAUAUUCACACAACACCAGCUCUUUGGCCUUGAACUAGAAUUUGAACUAAAAGAAAUUGUGUCAAGUAAUGAAAUUUCCGAUAUUUCUCAAAGACUGCAACUUAGUGAACCCCAAGUUAGACCUUCGUUUUAACACAGACGAGCAAAAUGGAGGAGAAAAGGAAUGCUACGCAGACCUGAUGCUCACUGCAAAAGGAAACUUUACGCUUAAAAGCUUGUUAACUGGAUUUAUAGCCAUUGACAUUUUUAUGGUUGGUGGCUUCUAGAGAAGCCGUUUUUUUAAUAAUAGCCUUAGCAUUCAAAGCUAAAGACUGUCAAUUAUCUGAGCUAUUUUAGCUGAAAAGCUGUCCUUUUGUUCCUGUUGUUCUUCUUUGGAAAACAAACGUUUCAUCACUGAUUGGCAGUUUUCUUUACUGUCCAAAUUUGUGCUGUGAAUCUUCUUCAUAUGCCUGUCAAGCCAUGAAAUGAAUAUGUUGAUUGACAUGCUUCACCAAAGAGCAGUUUACUAGGUUUUGAAGAGGAUGCUUUAAAUUGUUCUUCUUGGUCUUUCUUGGAUGACAUCGUUUCAAAUGUUUGUCCAACCCUUUGAAAUACAAGCCAGCUUGUUAACAACCAGAAAAUCAGCAGUAAACAUCUGAAGCCAUGAUUUCUAAUAACGCUUACUCAGUAGCUACGCAAUCGAACUUUGUCUGCCAUUGGCUUGGCAAUACAAAUGUACAAUGUACACCUGGGAUUUGAGGCCAGAUGUAUUUGCAUAAUCAUAGUAAGCACGUGGCACCUCGUGCUUGACUUCAUUUGCCUAUCAAAAACGCAAAACAAAUAAUGCCUUCUCUGCAGAGCGCACUAUGCGAUUCGUGCCAGGGUUCAGUGCUAUUUAGAGUUCAACCCUCAUUUAAAAUGGAAUUACUGUUUUUCGAUUUUCUUUUGUAAUAUUUUCAAUUGCUCGAAUGGUUCCCUGCCUGGUGGCUACACAGAAUUUCUUCUCAUUUCUCGUUUUUCCUACUUUUUCCAUUCAAAGGAGAAAAGGUUUAACACUUAAACUUGGUCUUAAUGUAACUGUAAUGAAGUUGAAACGAAUACAAUAAGCUUCUCUCCAAUUUUUUUUUUUUGGGACAAAAUCUUAGAAAAAUUGUGUCUUGGGACAGGAAGACAUGAAGCUGAACUGUAAUUUGGUAUGUAUAUUAUUUCGUCCCGAGAAGACCAUUUCAAGGUUUUUUUUUUCCUUUGAGGGAAAGGAAGAACAACAGGAAAACAUGGCCAAUCUUUGCUUUAAAGCGCUAACAAGUGUAUGCUGCAGUUAAAUGGUCAUCAUUUGUAAUAGUCGAUCAUGCACACGCAUUAUACCUGUUUUAAGACAGAUGUAGACUUUACAACAAGUUGACUUUUUUUGAGCAACAUAGUUGUGAAAAAAGAGUGCCCAACGAAAAUGGACUUUCAGAAAGUCUAAGGCAGAUGUGUAGGAAUUUUAGUACCUUCUGGAGGCCUCGGUUGUCGGCUUUGGGUUUACCUCUAGCAAAAUUUGGUUUCGUGUCUGGUUUGAAUUUGCAACAGAACCUGGAAACAAAAACUUUUUAACCUAUUAAUUCAUUGAUCUAGACCAUUUUUAUAAGCGUCAAAGAACACAAUACAAUACCUGCACCAAAAUGGUGUCGCUCACCGAGAUCUUAAGCCAGCAAAUAUCCUGAUCAGCAAUUAACAUUAUUGUGAUUUGGCAAUCGAUGAUAUAGAGCAAGCCUGGGAAUGCCACCCUUUAGUUCGUAAAGUUGCUGAUUUUGGCGAAGGCUGCUUUGGUGAAAUACAGACUAAUUCCAGUCUACAGUCCAAAACGAAUCGCGUAAACCAAGGUACACCCAUGUAUAUGGCCCCGAGAUGCUAGUUGAAGAGAUGCGAUUGCCAGUUGCAUCAGCAGUCUUUUGGCAUGAUCUUCUCUGUCCUUAUUAAUUGAGCAUCUGGUACCCAUACUAUGGGAAAAUUCAAGAAGCCCUAGAGGAGGGGAAAGCGCCUAUUUGGACGUUUGAGAAUCUCUUUAAGAACAGGAAAGUUUGAGUUUGAUAGCAGCUACACGGUGGAGACCAAGAAUGAAAAGAUAUAAUGUGACAAGAGCUGCAAAUCCUUUCGCGAUGGUGGUGGUUUCUGCCCUCAUGUUCUUGUUGUUGCAGAGAAAAUUGAAAAGCUGCGAAGCUUCAUGGAUUCCUACAAGAAAUCUAGUAACAAACUGGGCAACAUCAGCGCAAACCUCCCUAAACAACUUGGGGAAAGCCAAAUCAAGAAAAGAAACCAAGAAGAGGAAAAAAAAAUGUGAGCCAGGAACCAGUCCUGUUAGAGGAAGACUAUUCCGACAUGAUGGCACCAAAACCCAUGAGGUAAACCGAAUAUUACCAAAAUGACGAGCCCUUCUAUGUAGUAUUCAUUCAUCACUAUGCAAACGCAACAACAUGCAUUGGUUGCACAAAUGAGUUCCCCAAGCGAGUACAGAUAGCACCCUACAACAUUGCCAUACUUCGCAAAGAGCGUUACUGGUACCUAAAAAAAAAGAUGAUCAAGGGAAUGUUGAAAUGGUACCAACCCAUAAAAAAAAAGGCCAAGAGGUUUUACUGCGUACAUAAAGAGUGUAUUCUUCGAAGGCACCCUUAGUUCUGGAGAGGUUUGGUAACUGUCUCUACUAAUGUCCAGGGGCGCUUGAAAGAGAGCCACAAGGAUCUAUAUGCAAUGCUAAAGUUUAGAUAACAAGAGGAUAAUGCACAAAGCAAACUCAACUAAAGGAGGAGUAAGAUUUCAACUGGUCUUAUUGCUACUCAUAUGAUGCCACCUAUGAACGAUAGAAAAACCAAUUGUGAGCGUCCAUCUGGCACAGCUUGAUGUUAUUGUGCAUCAUUUUUUCGGUUACUGCGCCUCUGAAGUGUCAUUCCUAGCAAAAUUGCCAGGGGGCAUAGCCAGCCCAUACUGAGAUCUGUAGGCCCAAGCCUAAAACUUUUUGGUUUGAUCGCUCUACCGCUUGUAAUAAAUUAUGCAUUGCUGGAGUGAGCUUAAAAGGUUAAGUCUAUUGGUGAGGUCAGUGUGUAUUAGCAGUGCGUGCAAUUUUCAGGAUAUCUAUGUUAAAUGAAAGUCAGCCAGGCCUACAACUGGUCGAAAAGCUGGCUACACCCUUGACUGCUUGCUGAUCGUGGUAGUGAGCUUUCUUUGUAUGUCUGAUCCACAAUAUUUGUCCUGUAUCCUUUCGUUUCUCUAUUAAGGUUUUGCUCAAAUAAAUUUUCAAGAAUGCAAACGGCUGUCUCCUAUAGGUUUUGCCGCACGGAUUAAAGAGGGCCCAAAAUCUAACUUGCAAUGACAUUGAACCUAUUAAUGAUUCGGAGAUGGACGCUCUACAGCUUCAUAGGCUCCUCGUUAGGCCCUGUUCCUUAUUCCCAGUAAAUUUUCACAACAACAACAGCAACAAAAAAAGUACGUUUCAUAUUAGCUUGCGAUAUUUGGUGGUGAGGUGAGGCACGAAUAUUUGUAUUUCCUACUAGGUUAUUUAGUUUCUUUUCAUGAUUUAUUUCAGUACCGCAGCAGUACACGAAAAAUUACUCGCAUAAUAAGAUGAUUAUCGAAAUAGUGAAUGCUGCUGAUAGAAUCAAGGGAAUAAUCUAUCCACAAAAAAGUAACUGGUUUGAUAAAAAUAACAUCCUACUAUACGUAUACUUACUUUUUUUUUACUUCAGACAACAUUGAUUCGGGGGGUGACGGGAUUUACGGCGUUUAAAAAGAAUGAAAUAAUAAAUGAAUUAAAUGUUUGUAAAAAGCACCCGUUUUAAACAAGUGUGUCAACUACUUUUGUCCCUCAUGUAGCUUCGCAAAAUAGUAAUAAUUUCUUGCAAAAUUACAACAUUUUGAAAUGACUUUUAAAUACGACUCAUUAAUAACGGUUUUGGACUGAUUAGUGUUCAACUCGGUCUGUAAUGAUACGAGUGAUUACUGAAAUGGACGACACAAAGUCCUGGUAUCAAUUAAUCAUAACCAUUGCAAUUUCCGAGGAAAUAAAUACAUCCUUUUUUGGUGGAAGAGCUUUUAAUAACAAUCAUCCAAAAUAAGGGAAACUUUCCCCAAUUUCUCUCUCAGAGACAGUCUAAUGUUACAAAUUCGUCCAAUUUGGAGAAUCCCCAGUUUACUAGGUUAAGCGGUUGUUGCUAUGCUUAUUGAGAUAACUUCUGUGAUUGGUGGAUUUUUGCCAAGUGCAGUUAAUAAUGAGUUUUAGAAAUAAAAAGAGAAGCCUCCAGAGUCGUCAGGAAUUGAUCAGUAGUUUUAUGUUUACACUUAUUUCCAUGGCAAGAAAACAAAUUUAAAGGACGACAAAAGAGAGAAAGAGAAGUGAAAAAUGCAGAAGCAGAGCAAACUCCCCAAAACAGAACAGGAAUAUUCACACAACACCAGCUCUUUGGCCUUGAACUAGAAUUUGAACUAAAAGAAAUUGUGUCAAGUAAUGAAAUUUCCGAUAUUUCUCAAAGACUGCAACUUAGUGAACCCCAAGUUAGACCUUCGUUUUAACACAGACGAGCAAAAUGGAGAAAAGGAAUGCUACGCAGACCUGAUGCUCACUGCAAAAGGAAACUUUACGCUUAAAAGCUUGUUAACUGGAUUUAUAGCCAUUGACAUUUUUAUGGUUGGUGGCUUCUAG